Messenger RNA from Hypoxylon fragiforme, 1542 nucleotides. RefSeq lists its product as uncharacterized. Bases 1 to 960 code for a protein of 319 amino acids. The record is from RefSeq and is a predicted model, not a curated record. The transcript has 2 exons. Gene Ontology annotation, molecular function: RNA polymerase II cis-regulatory region sequence-specific DNA binding; DNA-binding transcription factor activity, RNA polymerase II-specific; zinc ion binding. NCBI's taxonomy places the organism in Eukaryota, Fungi, Ascomycota, Sordariomycetes, Xylariales, Hypoxylaceae. Gene Ontology annotation, biological process: negative regulation of transcription by RNA polymerase II; positive regulation of transcription by RNA polymerase II.
AUGAUGGCCUCACACCCCACGGCAUCGGCCGCAGCAGCUAACAAUGAGAUGCCAUCUACACAGCCAACCUGCCAGAACUGCGGCACUUCGACCACUCCCUUAUGGCGUCGCGACGAGACCGGUUCGGUUUUAUGCAAUGCCUGUGGUUUGUUCUUGAAGCUACAUGGCCGACCACGCCCGAUUUCUUUGAAGACCGAUGUUAUCAAGAGCCGAAAUCGCGUCAAGACAAUGCGACCAGAUAUGCAGAUGAAGAAGAAGCAAAGUCUUCCUGCAGCCGCGAGCACCAAUGGAAAUAACUUCCAAAAUCAUGAUAAUGCAACUGCCGCUGCACUUGCUGUCGUUCGCGCAACGCAACAGAAGGCAACCAACGGACACGGUCACGGUACAGAUUCGCCCGUGUCGCGCACUGCGACCCCGUCUCUCUAUGAUCCACAUCUGACUGCGUUCCAAGCUAUGGAUCAUUUCCACUCGGACGGACUGAAUCAAUACCCGCUUUCUGGUGGUUCGCCCAACCACCCCCAAUCCCCUAUGAAUGGCGACCAACAAGCCUUAGAAGUCCCGCAAACCCAUGAGCAGCUAAUUGCCGCCAAUUCGAGCCUGAAGACACGCGUUAAUGAGUUGGAGCUCGUCAUCGAGUUAUACAGGGGCCGUCUACAGCAACUCGAGCAGGACAUGCAAACCGCCGAUAACUUCCGUCAUAGUGCUGAGAACUCCGCCAAAGAGGCUGCCACAGAGCGCAUGCAACGCGACGAGAUCCAGAGACAACUUGAGGAUAGCCACCGACGCGAGAAUAUCCUCAAGAGACGACUCGAUGAGAUGGAGCAGGAAAAUCAAGAAUUGAAGACCAAGAUAGAAGAUACCGAGAACGAGAGCGAGCACAUAGGAAAGAAGCCAAAGCUGGACGAGACGGCAAAGCCUGAGGAAACGGCAGAGGUGCCAACACCACAGUCGGCCUCUUGAAAAAAGAUUUGGUAGCAUGGCCCAUUCCCCUUCUACAUUUCAUGAUACCUGCUUAUAACCCAAUCAAUCCUGUGCACUGUGUAACAAUAAUUGGCCACGACUUUCUUUGCGUCUGCUUUAUUUUCUUUGUUCUGGAGGCCGAACGAUAUGGAGGGCACCGAGGGGAUUCGGUUUUCAGACUCGGAGACGUCUACGGCUUCUCUAAUUCUUAGUUGACAUACGUGGGAAACGAUAAAAUACUUGCGGUGGCCCGUCGGGUUGGCAUGGUCAAAAUACUGAGUGAGUGGUAUUAAGCGGUGGAAAACCUUCGUCACGAUAUGGAACGAGUGGGUUGAUUGACUUUUAAUGGCUGGUUGCAACUCCACGACAGACCUAUUAGGAGGAUAAGGGAACAUGAAAGGAGUUUAAAGGAGUCACCAAACCAGUCGAAUAUCAAUUCGCCGGCUAAUGGCCAAUAAAAGUUGAUUUGCUUCUUUAAUAAUGAUACCAAACUUGGAUCAGUCUAUACUGCAUGUGGCUACCUUUUCAUAUUUGAAAGGUUUGCUGAAGUGAUUGAUUGGCCAUGAGGCUCUGCAUAGCAAU